Molecule: messenger RNA, 1266 nt
Organism: Toxoplasma gondii ME49
Lineage: Eukaryota; Apicomplexa; Conoidasida; Eucoccidiorida; Sarcocystidae
Product: MORN repeat-containing protein
Exons: 1
Coding region: 1-1266 (421 amino acids)
Source: RefSeq, a predicted model, not a curated record
AUGGCAGAAGCUGUUCCAGUGCCGAGCCAUUUGGACAGCAACGGCGAGAUCACCGCGAGACCGUCGGAGGGUUUGCCCUGUGGCACGAUUAAAUUUCCAGACGGGGGUACAUAUGUUGGCGAAUACAAGCUUGUGGAGAGAAAUAAGAACCUCGAAUACACAUAUCACGGAAAGGGCAGCUACACAAGAGGGAGCUACAGCUGCUCGGGAGUGUGGCGCGACGGGCAGUUCGCAAGAGGAACUAUAAAGUUCGAGAGCGGAGACUCCUUCGAUGGGCAGGUGUUUAACGGUCUUUUCCACGGUUGGGGACGUUAUACAUGGGCCAACGGUGAACAGUCUUAUGAAGGAACUUGGAGACAUGGUCUAAUGUCAGGGACAGGCACGUUGCGCAUCAAGGCUUCUGUGCCUCUGAGGGUGCAUCCCGAGGAGGUAUCCGAGGCAUCAAACACACCCUGGCCGACACACCAAAUUGUCACAGGCUGCUUUCAUCAUGGCAGGCUGCACGAGGCUCCAGGCGUCCAAAUGGCAAUGCAGGAGGAAUUCACGAAUCAGUAUGUAGCCGAAUGGCGUGAAACAGCCAUACAUAGUCUACGCGACAUGGAGGCAGCCCUCCGGCAAGGACUAGAUAUAUCAGGAUACCUGGCGGGAAGUGGCUCAGGAUCACCGGGGACUGUGAGCUCCAGUUCAGGCGGGGAACCCUCCAAGGGCAUCAUGAAACCAACUUCCGCAGGAAGCGCCUCUGUCGAAACCGACUCUCGUGCGAAGGGCAUGAAGAAAACCAGUGCCCGAACCACGGUGAGAAGCAUUUCUGGCAAACAGGUGUCGUCAAUAAACGCAGGCUGUGACGCCAACCCGAGGAUCUGGUUGCCCUCGAGCGACUUCGCCGCCGAGACAUUUGUCGCCCCUCCUUAUCCACAGGUGUCCGAUUUUCAUGCUGAUGGAAUUUCUCGAUUAGUGGGUCUCUUAUGCGCCGACGUUGGCGGCACUCCUGCGAUGGCCUGUGAGAUACGUGUGCCACUUGCAGACGCUGAACUUUCUCAGCUGGUCACGGUGGAUCCAUCACGCGUCCGCAACGAAGGACGAAAAUUUGGUUGUGGCUCUGGACAAAUCGUAGAAGUGACAGCGCGUAUGGAUGGAUCAGGUUCUUUGCUAGCUUCUAUCGCUCUGUUGAACUGCAACCAUCUCACAUCUGUUUCUGCUGCGGCAUAUUUCCGAGUUAUAGGACUCUCUUUGCUGUCUCCACAGCAACUACGCCGGUUAAAAUGA